GAGGGCGCUGUCAACAAAUGUCAACUACCUAUGCGGUAUGAAAAAGAAUGGUAGUUUGACAUUGGAGACGGUGUGUUAAACGUGGUAUCUCGAUUCACAAUGUCGAAAAAUGGAUUUUAUUUCUUCAUGCUCGACUGGGCAAAACAGCGAGAACGUUGUGGUUUAUCAGCCCCAAAAGACAUGAAAGAACUCUCAGCGGCUUGCAGCGAUGACUGGAAGAAUCUCCCACUGCACGAAAAGGGACUUUAUAAAGCCAGAGCAAAACAUUAUAAGAAUAAGGCACAAAUCAAUAUGAAAGAGAAGAGAACUACAAUUGGAGAGAGCUUGAGCGAACUGGAAUUACAAGAAAAGAAAGAACAAGAAUUUCAACAAAAUAUGAUUAGGUACAUAGAAUCUGUUGUCUCGUUAGGUAUACUGCAUAAUAACUUGCCAAAGUUAAAAUUCUUAUUCAUACAUACAAAUUGGUUCUACAGAAGAGAUAUAGGAAUCAACAAAUAUGACUUUUACCCUGCCGAAUUUGCAAUUGCAGAAUUUAGCCUAGAAAAUGGCAUUGAAGAUGUAUAUCACGAAUUAUUAAGAGCAGUUAUACCUUUAGGAUGGAAAAGAGAUGCAAUAGAAAUUAGCCAAGAAACACAUCAAAUUCCUAUUAAUUUAGAAGAAGGAGUACAAGAUUUUUCAGUUAUGUAUGAUAAGUUCACCAGAUUUUUGGAUGCUAGGAAGACUGGAAAUAAAUAUCCCCCAUUGUUUACUGUAAAAGACUUGUACCCUGCUGUAGAAUCAUUGCUAAUGAAAAUGAUUGACGAUGGCAGGGGACGUUUGGAGGACUAUCUAAUUUAUUCGAUAGAAGCGCUAUUCGGAGAAAUGAGGAAUGCUGCUGUAAAGAAAGUGGGCUCCUGCAGUCUUCCUCUUGUAAUUGCUGAGCAUCGAUUUGCCAAAGAUUAUUUCUCCAAUACACGUGGCUUUGAGUGUGAGUUCCAUAAAAUUAUAGAUGUUUCUCAGUAUUGUAGUAAGUCGAUAGUAACACGAUGGGGUAUGACAAUAUGCGAUUAUUGUUGUGAAUAUUUAGACAUAAAAAUGAUUGAAGGCGUGCAUCGUCCAUACGACGAGUUCUACGAAGUUAGUAGUCAAAACGAAAUUUAUGAUAUCGAGUAUCGUACAAAAAAUUUAAAUAUCGAUAUCAAGAGAGAGCAAACUAUUAAAGUGGAUGAAGUAUCUAUGGAGCAUAAAAAUGAAAUAUCUCAACGAGGUGAUAAAGAAUUUAGUCGGUGGAAUGCGAAUACAUUUACAGAUAGAGUUGAUACUGUUAAACCUAGUACAUCUCAAAUAAACACCACAACUGACGUGGAAGAUAUUAAAUAAAUAAUUUUUGACGCGAAAAAGAAUGAACUUUUUCUAUGACAACAAAUUUACAAACAAUAUUUAAGAUAUGUUCUUAUAAUUAAGACUUACAUGAUACAUGUAUGGUUAAUUUUACAAGAAAAAAAAUAGUAUUUUGUUACCAAAAUUUAUGAAAAAAAUAUAAUAUGACUACUAUCUUCAAUAUCUGGUUAUGGAUUAAAGAAACUGCAAGACUGUUUUACAAUUUUUUGUAAUUUUAAAUCUAAUUUUUUUUACAUUGUGUACUUUGAACUUAUCAUUCAGACUAUAAAUUUUAUUUAAAAAAGUUUCUUUAAAAUUGUACUCAAUAUAAAUUAUAUUACACAAAUUGAGCAAUGAAAUAAAAA
This is a messenger RNA of Heterotrigona itama, 1724 nucleotides long. NCBI's taxonomy places the organism in Eukaryota, Metazoa, Arthropoda, Insecta, Hymenoptera, Apidae. The record is from the annotation of a GenBank genome assembly.